UGGGCUCGACAGGGCUGUUAGCUCGACCGACCGGAAAGGGUGACAUCACAGGCGCUAACGACGCGAGCAAAACCAGUAAGCGUAUAAAAAUGCACGCAAAUAUGCACUUGCAACGCUUCUACGCUCGCUCGUGUGCAACAAUUUUGCACAGACCAGGCGGCAGUAUGACUUAUUUUCGGGCACCCCCGUGUUUUCUGCUGACGCUCUUUCUUUACGUCGCCUUGUUCUCGAGUUGUGUCGCGCCCUUAUUUGCUUCCGACGUAGAAGAGCAAGCGAAGAUGACAACGUGCGAGCUAAUUGAAUACUUUGGCUUUUCCUGCGAGACGACUGAGGCCACCACCGACGAUGGGUACAUUCUGGAAGUUGACAGGGUGGGUACAUUGGCUCGGGAUAACAGCACGUCGUCGUCAGGAAGCGGUACCUAUAAAAAUCCUGUGGUCCUGGUGCCGGGAAUAUUAUCUGAAUCGGGCUCCUGGUUCAUUAACUACCCCUCGCAAAGCCCAGGCUUUCUUCUGGCUGAACGUGGCUACGACGUGUGGACUAUGAACACUAGGGAGAUUGCGUUCCGCUCUCGCCACAAGACUCUGAGCCAAAGUGAUGACCGAUACUGGCAGCGGAGCUUCGACGAAAUCGGCCGCUACGAUAUUGCCGCCGUCCUUGACCUUGUACUAAACGUCACCGGUGCCAGCCGAGUGACCAUCUUGGCAUUCUCCCAAGGUCUAACUGCGAGCCUGGUACUCCUUUCUACGAAGCCAGAGUACAACGAGAAGGUUGACCUUCUUGUAGCCUAUGGUCCAGUGGCGAAUAUAACUAACAUCGGGUAUCCGAGUCGUGAGAUCAUGGCAAUCUCUGGGCCCCUCUUCCUUCUUCUGGAUCCUUUGGGUGACAGCGGUUAUUUCUAUCUCCCCAAAGCUCCGAGGAAGCUGACGCAGCUCGUUUGUAGCAUCUUCCAAGGGCAACCCUGCAGCAUGUUAUUAUCGAUUACGCUAUUCAGCAGUCCUGAGGAGCUGAACAAGACGAGAUUACCCGUCGCGCUGUCACAUUAUGCUAUUGGGACUUCGUAUCAGAAUCUACGACACUUCAUACAGAACAAGAGAGAAAAGAACUUUCUCAUGUAUGAUUAUGGCACCUUCGAGAACAAACAGCGAUAUGGACAGGAGGAGCCUCCUGCUUACGAUGUGGAUCGCAUUACAGUCCAGGUAGCACUGUUCACCUCAGAGGGAGACACGGUCGCCGAUCCGCAAGAUGUGUCUGUGCUUGCUGAGAGACUGGGGUCCAGACUUCUCUUCAAUCACGUUGUGCCUCCGCAAGACUUCCGUCACUUAGACUUUGUGUACGGCUACCAAGCAACAAAUUUCUUGCACGAGAUUACGUUAGACACGUUGGAACAGUACGCUGGCAGAAGCGCUUAACCAGGGUGACGAGGACCCUCAAGCAAAUGCAAAAGUCGUGCAAAUUAAUAGCCCCCGCAACAUCACAAACGUUCGUGACAUUUACCUGGCUGCAGUGGUUUUCAGUCAUUUUAUGCGUUUACUUUUGCUUGUCCUGUGAAAUAGAGUAGCCAGCACCGACCUCUGAUUUAAUUACAAAUCAAUAUAGCAACAAGGGCACAUAAAAACAUCCAUAAGUCUACUUCAUCUUGGUCUUCUUAGUAUUUCUUCAUCGCGACACUACAUCGCCAACGAUGGAGCACCAAUACGGUGUAAGCUAUAGCAUGUCACAGAAACGGUUCACAUGUGGGGCUUCAAGCCCGCAUGAACGAGAUCAGUUCUUGGUUGUGCAGAUGAUAGGCAUGAGCUUUCUGCAGCAACCUCAUAAGCGAAAGCUGAGAGCUGCCGCAGGAUUCGGUAGGAACCUGAAAAACACGACAGAAGUUUUCUGAUAGGCCUACACAGUGACAUGGUUACCACAAGAGUAGAAGCAAGGAAGGUAAAACUUUACGUCGCCGUAGUGCAUAUUGCAACGAAGAUUCUGAGAAGUUUUGGAGGCAGUGAGGCGACCUCGACCAACCAGAUGGGCCUGUGCGGCCAUGGUAAUUGCAUCGCAAGCACACGCCGUGGAUGACUCUGCUCCCCGGGGAUAUAUACUGUCCAGCCGCAGAACAGUAUCACGGCAAACAGUAGGCAAAACGGCGAGUGGGUACGGUAGCGUAAUGACGUAGCGUGUGGUUUAAUAAGUCGUAACAGCAACCUAAUGCAUGCCAGUAGUUGACAUCAGGUAAAAGCGAAGCAUGUCGUUAAAUACUUGAGAAAAGGACUUGGAGAAAACACCGAUGCAUUGUAGAAGCCCUCCUGGAGGCAGGGAAAGGGGCUUCCGGAGUUGGCAGAGGUCGCAAACAGUAAAAUACCGGCGGACAGACGGGUAAAGAUUGGGCCAGAAAAUUGGGCCAGAGUAUUGGGCCAUAGUAUUGGGCCAGAGUUAGAUUGGGCCCGAGUAUUGCAUGAGCAUGAACAAAGAUGCCUUCAAGACAUGUACUAAUCUGAACGAGGUUUGUUGUUUCUUUCCAAAUUCUGUAUGGUUGCGCUUUCCUUGCUGUUCACGUCAACAUUCGGAGUGUUAGAAAACAUUGAGACCAUUUUGAGGCCUUAAUUGCGCUUUUAACUCCCAUUUCGAUGCGAUCGUGCUUACCGAGAUUAACAUUCCGUCCGCCUGCAUCAAUCAGUAUCAGAUCAUUGGAUACCAAGUUUUUCAUACACUAGGACAAUUAAGAGGGGAGGAGGCGUGACAGUUUUCAUCCGAGACACAUGGGCGACAACUGAGCUGACUUUCUCGUUUUCCCAAGCUGAAAUUGUGGCAGUGCCACAAUUCCGUGUGGCACUAAUUCGUGUCACUAAUUCCGUGUCACUAAUUCUGCUUGCGGUUUAUCGCCCACCAUGUUGCAACGGCCGUAUAUUCCUGGAUGAACUUGAUGUCGCCCUGGCCUCAAUGUCGUCAAUGGACCAUGUUUGCCUAAUUGGGGAUGUCAGCAUAAAUACGCGACGCCCUUCAGCGACGACAGUUGGUAAUUAUUUGGACGCCAUUUCCAAAUGGGGCUUGCAAAACACGAUCUGUGAACCUACGCGCGAAGAAUUCCUUGCUGGUAAUCUUGUCACAUCUUGCAUAGAUCAUAUAAAUUUACGUGCACAUACCUUGAGUGUCAAAUCUCCCGUUAUCAAAGCGAAACUUGCUGAUCAUUACAUAGUCUGCUGCUCUCUGACAGAUGACUCUACUCACUUGGUCGCUCCAAACGAAGUCAAAGAAAUCUCAAUUGUUUACCCCUUGGCUUUCAACAAAUUUGUAAUGAAUCACGACUGGGGUAACUUUUUGAUGGCUAUUCCUCCAGGCGACGCCUAUGACAACUUUGUAACACGGUUCACCAAUUUCCGGCUUGCAGCUACACGGGUCUGUAAAAUUAAACAACGUAACUUGGACCAAAAAUGGAUGUCGACAGAAAUACUCGCGGCAAUAAAACCAAAAGACUUGUUAUGGGUUCAAAGUCCUUACUCACAG
Messenger RNA from Dermacentor albipictus, 3489 nucleotides. RefSeq names its product lipase member N-like. Gene Ontology annotation, molecular function: hydrolase activity, acting on ester bonds. The record is from RefSeq and is a predicted model, not a curated record. Gene Ontology annotation, biological process: lipid metabolic process. NCBI's taxonomy places the organism in Eukaryota, Metazoa, Arthropoda, Arachnida, Ixodida, Ixodidae.